Molecule: messenger RNA, 2803 nt
Organism: Anolis sagrei ordinatus
Lineage: Eukaryota; Metazoa; Chordata; Lepidosauria; Squamata; Anolidae
Source: RefSeq, a predicted model, not a curated record
CUCCUCCCUGCGCCUCCUCCUCCUCCGUGACGUCACCUCCCGGGGCUGGGUUCCUUCUGGGAGUGGCGUGGGCGCAUGCGCAGAGAGAAGGAAGGCGACAGAGCGCGAUGUCCCUGUUGCCUUCCUGUCGCUCUUCCUCCUUCCUGUUUGGGACCAAGAAGGAGCAGCGCCACAGCAAGAUGGCGGCCGCCGCUGCCUCUCCGCUCAAGCACUUUGUGACCGCCAAGAAGAAGGUCAGCGGCAUCUUCGAGCAGCUGGCCGCCUACGUCCAGGAGAGCGCCGCCUUCCUCGAGGAGACGCACCGGGAUGUGGAGCUGGACCCGGUCACGACGGAGGAGCAGGUGCUGGAGGUCAAAGGAUACCUCUCGAAGGUCAGCGGCAUCAGCGAGGUCGUGGCCCGGCGGCACAUGAAGGUGGCCUUCUUCGGGCGGACCAGCAACGGGAAGAGCACCGUCAUCAACGCCAUGCUCUGGGACAAGGUCCUGCCGUCCGGCAUCGGCCACACCACCAACUGCUUCCUGCGGGUCGAGGGCACCGAAGGGCAGGACGCCUUCCUCUUGACCGAAGGCUCCGAGGAGCGCAAGAGCGUCAAGACGGUCAACCAGCUGGCACACGCCUUGCACCAGGAUGAGCGCCUGGCGUCUGGCGGACUGGUCAGCGUCAUGUGGCCCAACUCCAAGUGCCCCCUCCUCAAGGACGACCUGGUGCUGAUGGACAGUCCUGGGAUUGACGUGACCACCGAACUGGACAGCUGGAUCGACAAGUAUUGCUUGGACGCCGACGUCUUUGUCCUGGUGGCCAACGCCGAGUCCACCCUCAUGCAGACGGAGAAGCAGUUCUUCCACAAGGUCAACGCCCGCCUCUCGCGGCCAAACCUCUUCAUCCUCAACAACCGGUGGGACGCUUCCGCCUCCGAACCCGAGUACAUGGAGGAGGUGCGCCGCCAGCACAUGGAGCGCUGCUGCGUCUUCCUGUCGGAGGAGCUGGGGCUGGUGGACCGGGCGCAGGCCGCUGACCGCGUCUUCUUCGUCUCGGCCAAAGAGGCGCUGGCCGCGCGCAUCCAGAAGGCCCAAGGCAUGCCCGAAGCAGGCGGAGCGCUGGCUGAAGGUUUCCAGGGCCGGAUGUUUGAGUUCCAGAACUUUGAGCGGCGCUUUGAGGAAUGCAUUUCGCAGUCGGCGGUGAAGACGAAAUUCGAGCAGCACACGGUCCGGGCCAAGCAGAUGGCAGAGGAAGUGCGGCGCAUCAUGGACUGCGUGCACAUGGCCGCCCAGGAGCAGCGGCUCUACUGCCUGGAGUUGCGGGAGGACCGCCAGGAGCGCCUGGGCUUCAUCGACAAACAGCUGGAUCUGCUGAGCCACAACUACAAGCAGAAGAUCAAGCAGCUCACCGAAGAGGUCGAGAGGCAGGUGUCCAACGCAAUGGCGGAAGAGAUCCGCCGCCUCUCGGUCCUGGUCGACGACUUCCAGCUGGAUUUCCAUCCCUCGCCCGUCGUCAUCAAAGUGUACAAAAAUGAGCUGCACCGGCACAUUGAGGAAGGCCUGAGCCACAACCUCUCGGAGCGCUGCUCGGCCCCCGUCUCGACCUCCUUGCAGGCCAUGCAGCAGGAAAUGAUGGAGGGCCUGAGCCCGCUGUUGCCGCCAUCCCUGCGCACCCAGGGGGUCCCGGGGCCCCGGACGAGGGGCGCCUCCUCCGCCUUCACGCUCAGCUACGACCUCAACUGCCACAAGCUCUGCGCCGACUUCCAGGAGGACAUCGAGUUCCACUUCUCCUUGGGGUGGAGCAUGCUGGUCAAGCGCUUCCUGGGGCCAAAGGGCACGCGCAGGGCCCUCCUCGGGUACAGCGAGCAGGUCAGGCUUCCGCCCAUUCUUCUCAGCAGUAAUAAUAAGAGUAGUAAUAUUAGUAAUAAUGAUAGUAAUAAUAGUGGGAUGCCUUUCUUGCAGGUGUGGAAGGCGGUGGGCUGGCGGCUGGUGGCGCUCUCCUUGGGCCUGUACGGGCUGCUGUACCUGUACGAGCGGCUGACCUGGAGCUCCCGGGCCAAGGAGCGGGCCUUCAAGCGCCAGUUCGUGGAGUACGCGGCCGAGAAGCUCCAACUCCUGGUCAGCUACACCGGCUCCAACUGCAGCCACCAAGUCCAGCAGGAGCUCUCGGGGACGUUUGCCCAGCUAUGCCAGGAAGUGGACGCCACGCGGGAGGAGCUGCAGCAGGAAGUGGAAGCCCUGAGUCGCAAGGUCGAGCUCCUGGAGGCCCUGCAGGGCAAGGCCAAGCUCCUCAGAAACAAGGCCGGUUGGCUGGACAGCGAGCUGAACAUGUUCACGCACCAGUACUUGGAGCAGAGCAGAUAAGCCGAGGGGAGAGGAGGUCGAAGAGGAUGGUGAUGCGUGCGAGUACCUAAGAGGCGUCUUUGGGAAGGGUUUGUUUGCAUGGCCCCCAAUGGCUGCCGGGACCCUUCCCCUCCCUUGAACUGAAAACGAUGCAUUGAAAGGCCGGGAUCGGGGGGCCCGUUCCUCCGAAAUGAAUUAUCUGGGUGUCGAUAAUCUCACAAUGAAUGCGACGAAUGGUAAAUUGAUUUUGCAGAAAGAGAAGUGAAUCCUGCUCUUGCGAACGGAGAUCCGUUUUUAAAUUGUCGUCCCCAAAGCACUUUAUUGAUUUUCCACAAAUAUAUUAUAUAUAAUUUCCGGGCUUUCUUUACAAUCCGUAAUGGUCUUUUCUAUCCGCUGUUUGUGUAUUUAUGGUGGAGAUGGGGUUCGCGCAAAAGGGUCUCCCGUUGAAAAAAAGCAACAUUAAAGAGAGACAACAAACACAA